Messenger RNA from Colletotrichum scovillei, 2494 nucleotides. Its product is annotated as plus-3 domain-containing protein. Lineage: Eukaryota; Fungi; Ascomycota; Sordariomycetes; Glomerellales; Glomerellaceae. Bases 318 to 2138 code for a protein of 606 amino acids. Gene Ontology annotation, cellular component: Cdc73/Paf1 complex. The record is from RefSeq and is a predicted model, not a curated record. The transcript has 4 exons. Gene Ontology annotation, molecular function: DNA binding; RNA polymerase II C-terminal domain phosphoserine binding.
CAUAAUCUGAGCCAAUCAGGCACGCGUUCGCAACGACAAUGGCCCAAGGCUGUGAAUAGGAGCCAGACUUUCGAGUUCUUAUUCUAACAACCUUACCACACAACCGCCAGCAACAAUUUCCCGAACGUUCACCUCUCUACACCCAAUCGACAAAGGAACCUCAUCUUUCUGCGACUCGAAGUAAUCGUAUUUGUUUUCUUUGCAUCGAUAGCCAAUUGCGUAAACCGAUCGAUCGGUCUUGAAUUACUUAAUUCACCCGGCGCAGCUGCUUGAAAGAGCUCCCAGCCCCUUAGUCGAAUACCCGAUCGUAAAUCACCAUGGCCGACAUUGAUGAUGAGCUUUUAGCUCUCGCCGGAGGCGGAGAGUCCUCUGACGAGGAAGAGGAGGAGGUGAUGUCCGAGGUGGAGAGUAGGGCGCAAUCCGCGUCACCACCGCCCAAGGCGGCUGCGAAAAAGUCCGCUGCGAAAAAGGUGAAGAAGCGCGCUGGAGGAGGCGACUCAGAAGAAGAAGGAGAGGCCUCUUCAGCACCCGGUAGCCCCAACUCGAUAGGAUCCGCCGCCAUGGACGAGUCCGACUCCGAGGCCGAGCCGCAUAGGGCGGGCCAAGACGAUGAUGAGGAGGAUAAGUACCCGAUCGACGGCAUGUUCAAAAGCCGCGCCGAGAAGGAAAUGGUCAUGGCCAUGCGCGAAGUCGAGAGAGAAUCGCUGCUCGCAGAGCGACAGGCCGAAAUCGAGCGCCACAGACAGAAUCGCAUGCUGCGACAGCUUGUCAGCAAGCAGGAGAACGAGGAGAAAAAGCAGAAGCUCAAGAAGCGCAGCGCCGACGCUGCCGACCUCGACGACGAAUCGCGCACGACAGCGCGGCCGCGCACCGACGGCAAGACGUCAGCAAUAGAUGAGCUACGUCGCGCGCGUGCGGAAAAGGUCGACCGCAUUCGUCGUCGCGAGGAGGAGCGCAAGGGGCUUAGGUCGCCGCGCGAUGACUACCAGGACGACAGCGAUGAGGGAGGCGAUUACGAGGAGAACCAACGCCGCCGGCACCGCAAGUCACGAUCGCCGGAGGACGAAAUUGUCGCACGCGAGUUGCCGCCUCCAGACAUUCGGGAUUUCGAGCGCAUUCGCGUCGGAAAGAGUCGUUUCGCGGAGCACUGCUUCCACCCAAGCUUCGAGACGACCAUGAUAGGAUGCUACGUCCGCAUCAGUAUCGGUCCCGACCCCAAGACGGGCCAGGACGAGUAUCGCAUGGCGCGCAUUCAAUCCAUUACAGUUGGCAAGCCAUACGCCAUGACAGGCCCUAGUGGUGCCUUUGUGACCGAUCAGUAUGUUCUGGCAGCUCAUGGUAAGGCAGAGCGGCCGUUCCCAUUCAUCUUCCUGUCAGAUCGGCCAUUUACUGAGCGUGAAUACAAUCGAUACGAAAAGGUCAUUCAGUCCGAGGGCCUGACUUGGCCCAAGAAGAAGACCCUCAUGGACAAGAUUGACGAUAUUAACGCGCUCAUCGCGUACCAUCUCUCCACCACCGAGAUUGACGAGCGCAUUCAGCGCAAGGCCGCGCUCCGCAAGAAGUUCGAUCCCAAGCUGCGUGAGCGCCUCGCUCAAGACAUCGAGGUCGCCCGCGCCCAAGGGAACACCAGAAAAGCAGAGGACCUGCAGGAGCAGCUCGACGACCUCAAAACGAACGUAUUGGCCUUCAAGACGAGCCUUAGCGAGACCUCAUCUAAGCCCAGCGCAACAUCCCAGCAGGACCGGUUAGCUAACAUCAACCGCCAACGCCGGCUGGAGAACGCCGAGAACGUUAGGAGAGCACAGCUCAAGGAGAAGGCCGAGGCGCGUAAGCUGGAGGCGGCGCUGGAGAGGGGCGAGGAUAUCAAGAACGAUUUGUCGCGACGGCUGCGGACAAAGGCCAAGUUCAUCCACGACGCCAACGAUACGGGCAGCAAGAAGACAAAGGACAGCAAUGCGAGCACACCCGCCAACGGCACGCCCAAGAUGGGCGCUCAGGAGAAGAACUUCUUGCCCAACUUGGUCAAGCUGCAGGCUGCGAACCAGGAGAAGAAGGGCAUCCCGACGAUUCACAAGCCGCUCAUGGACGAUGACAUUAUCGGAUCCCUGGAUCUCGAUAUUGACAUUGACAUUGACUAAAGAAGUCUUGUUUAGCGGCGGAAACUUUUGCAAGGUUGCGCGGGAGGGACUUGGCCUGGCUGGAGACUGUGGUAGGUUGCUAUAAAAGUUGCUAUAAAGGGGCAUAAGAGGGUUUACGGGUACAGAGGCCUAGCAUCACAUGGCACCUUUCCAGCGCAGUAGUUGUAGAGUAGAGAAAAAGCGUUUUGGCAGGGCUCUCUGCGUGAGCGAAGUAAUCGACGCGAUAGAGCAAACAAGAAUGAAACAGGCUGCGCAAGCACUCGUCGAUAUCAUGGAUACUCGGCCGUAAUCUCACCUGCCUUCCCUCAGAGUAGCCUAAUUUCUUCCAAUGACCGUAUCCUGGGCGUGAGGCCCAU